CAGAGAAGCGAAGCGUGGCCUGCGUCGGAACCUCGGGUCCUCCCGGGCUCAUGUCGCUUCUCGGCCGAAGGAAGGCGGUCCCGGCUGAUCCUCCCGCUCUUGUCCCCCCGGCCCAGCGGAGCGGGGCGGCCCCGGGCCCACCAUGACGGACCCGGACGUGCUGACGGAGGUGCCGGGCGCCCUGAAGCGCCUGGCCAAGUACGUGGUGCGCGGCUUCUACGGGCUGGAGCACGCGCUGGCCCUCGACAUCCUGAUCCGCAACCCGUGCGUCAAGGAGGAGGACAUGCUGGACCUGCUCAAGUUCGACCGCAAGCAGCUGCGCGCCGUCCUCAACACCCUCAAGGGCGACAAGUUCAUCAAGUGCCGCAUGCGGGUGGAGACGGCCGCCGACGGCAAGACCACCCGCCACAACUACUACUUCAUCAACUACCGCCUCCUGGUCAACGUGGUCAAGUACAAGCUGGACCACAUGCGGCGGCGGAUCGAGACGGACGAGCGGGAUUCCACCAACCGCGCCUCCUUCAAGUGCCCCAUCUGCUUCAGCACCUUCACCGACCUGGAGGCCAAUCAGCUCUUCGACCCCAUGACAGGGACCUUCCGCUGCACGUUCUGCGAGACCGAGGUGGAGGAGGACGAGUCGGCCAUGCCCAAGAAGGACGCCCGCACCCUGGUAGCCCGCUUUAACGAGCAGAUCGAGCCCAUCUACGUGCUGCUGCGGGAGACCGAGGACGUCAACCUGGCCUAUGAGAUCCUGGAGCCCGAGCCCACCGAGAUCCCCGCGCUCAAGCAGAGCAAGGAACGGGCGGCAGCGGCGGCAGGAGCCCCCGGCCUCACCGCGGGCCCCCCCCGGGAGGCGUGGGCCACCAAGGGCCCAUCCUACGAGGACCUCUACAAGCAGAAGGUGAUCAUCAGCAUGGACGACCAGGAAGACGCCCACCGCGGGGCGGCUGAGGGGAAGCCACCCAAGGAGAGGCCCGUCUGGCUGCGGGAGAGCACCGUCCAGGGGGCCUACGACCACGAAGACAGGGCGGACGGGACCCUGGGCAUCGCCGGCUUCCAGGAUCGGGCUGAGGGCCGGGGCGCGCCGGACGACAACGAGGAGGUCAUGCGGGCGCUGCUCAUCCACGAGAAGAAGACGCCCUCGGCCGCGGCGGGCUCGGCGGGUGCCGCGGCCCCCCUGGGCCCCGGCCGCGGCAGCGACUCGGACAGCGAGACCAGCGAGUCGGAUGAGGAGUCGCCGCCGCCGCCGCCGCGGCUGGCCGCCUUCUCCAUGCUGCCGGGCCGGGACGAGGACGAGGACGAGUUCGAGGAGGUGGCGGAUGACCCCGUGGUCAUGGUGGCCGGCCAGCCCUUCUCCUACAGUGAGGUGAGCCAGCAGCCUGAGCUGGUGGCCCAGAUGACCCCCGAGGAGAAGGAGGUCUACAUCACCAUGGGGCAGCGGAUGUUCGAGGACAUGUACGAGUGAGCCGCCUCCGCCGGGAAGACCGCCGAGAGGGGCGGUCUGCGUGGGCCUGCUCCCGGGUUCUCCAGCGAUUGGGUCCGGACCCUCGGAGCCGUCCGUCUCGGGCCCAACCCACUGCGGCCGGAGCGACAGACGCUGGGAGAGGCCGGGCCGACGGGAGUGGGUGCCGAGCGGGCCCACUCAGAGCUGCCCAAUUUUGGUGGUGUCGGGGGGCGUCCGAUCCUCCGGGGCCACCUUCCUCCUUCCCUGCCGGUUUCCAGAGCCCCCCAGGUGUCCCCCGGCCCCGGCCUGCACGUGGGCAGUCAGACUGGUGCCGCCCGAGACGGUUUUCGUUCAAGAGGAUCAUUCCUAAUCCAGAGCGCCCGGACUCCGGUGCCAGGGGAGAUGAUGCCCGCUGCCGUUUGGGACCAACUGGGGGCUGGAAACACGGCUCGCCUGCCACGCUCGGGGCAGAUUUCACCAUCUCGAUACCCUCACCCUUUUCGUAAGAAUAAACCGUAUCCAUCGAA
Molecule: messenger RNA, 1971 nt
Organism: Tachyglossus aculeatus (Australian echidna)
Lineage: Eukaryota; Metazoa; Chordata; Mammalia; Monotremata; Tachyglossidae
Gene: GTF2E1
Product: general transcription factor IIE subunit 1
Biological process (GO): transcription initiation at RNA polymerase II promoter; transcription open complex formation at RNA polymerase II promoter
Cellular component (GO): transcription factor TFIIE complex
Source: RefSeq, a predicted model, not a curated record